AUGGAAAUCAAACAGUUUUUGGCUCCACUCAGAUCGGAGGAUGUGCAAUUUCGAGUUCCAGGAUUUUUGGAAAAGCUUCGCGAAUUGACUGAUAAGAACAAAGUUCUCGCGGAAAGAAUUUCUCUUCGUAACGGCCAUCGUUCUGCACUAAUGAAUAUGUAUGAAAACAUUACUAAUAGAGGUGAAGAUGAAGAUCGGUGCUCUGUUGAGAUGUCUUACGAAACUGAGAAGGGUAGUAACAAAUACGACUUGACUGAGUUACAAGAUUUGCGAGGUCGGGCUUUGCUCAUCGCCAAGCAGGAGAUGGCAACUUCCGCUGUGAAGGACAUUCGAGAUCGUUCCGAGUCCGAAGAGGACCGAGCAGGUGUUGUAAUGAUGGAGUUUGUUAAUCAAUUUCGGGCUGUGACGCGUACCUCUAAAGAGAUGUCAGCUAUACUUGGUCAAUUGAAAGAAGACUUGGAAAAGGAAGAGAUUGUGGAAGAUGCGCAAGAAGAUUACUACUAUCUGACCUUUUACCCUGGAAGACAUAUCUUGAAGUUUUAUGACUAUUUCGUUCAAGAUGCGCCAGCGAACAACGAUCUCAGACAAAUUUGCGAAACACUGAUACAUUUCGUGAAUCCCGAUGCUCAACUGCCAUUACCUGGUGAGAUUGUGAAGGUGGAUUCAGACAAAGGAAACUACAAGGAAGUGCUGUGUGAUAUUGGAAGAAGACUUUCCGCAAUCUUUAAGGAUGAGCCUGUUAUCGAAAGAAAGAUUAAGCCUGAUAUCGUAGAACCAGUCGUUUCUGACACUGUACGACCUGGAGAGCUGUUUGUAGCAGCAUGUAAUGACAAGUUUCGGGUUGCAAACAUUAUUAUGUCAUUGUACGCUAACCAUGGCUCAUACCCUGAACCAUGGCAGCACAUAAGAACGUUGCGUGAACAAGAAAAGAAUUAUAAACUGGCAUUAAUAUGUUGCAGAGAGCAUGGUAUCCAUCACCACAUUCUCGACCAAUUUUCAAAUCAUGUCUACAAUACAAUAGGUCUCGAGGAAGCUUCCAUGAAAAAUAUGUACAGAGAACUUUGCCCAAAUGUGGAGUGUAUAUCUUCAGAUCUAUCUGGUCAGGGUAAAACAGAAUAUGUCAAACAAACUUGUAUGAAGGCGAAGUCACUGCCUAAAAAGCGUACUGACAAAGAGUUUGCACCUGAACAUUGUUCUGUUGACAAUACUGCAGAAGUCAACAUGUUUAUUUUUGAGUUUCUUACGCUUGGGAUGAUAUCCAACAAAGUACAUAUUGCUACUCUUCCAAAGCAAGCUAUCUUGAUUGAGAUUGCAUCAACCGUGGAUCAAUAUUUGCUUGAUCCAAUUCAAAUUGUUUGUCGCUAUUUGGACGUCUACACGAAACAAGCGAUUGAUUAUGAUGAUAUCUUUUUCGACGAAACUGUAGCCAAGCAAUUACCAGAAGCACGUUGUCGCGAACUCAUACAACAGUACUUUUUUGCAGAUAAUCCGGAGACAAUCGCGUCUUACCGUUUUGUAGAGAUUUUCGUUAGCGUUCUUGCCGAUCAAUUAUUUCGCUUAUCCUCAAGCUCUUUCUUUCGUGUUGAAAACCUCAAGUUGAUGAUGCGAAAUUCAGAUGUACGAUCAACGCUACUUGAGACUCUAUUACGCGUGUCAAAAGAUUUUGCGACACGCUCGGUUGAAAGCAAAGCCGCACAGCUAGCAUCGACCGCAGCAGACGCGGAUAAUGCUCGAUUGGUCACAAUAGUCAAAUGGGAUGACUCGAAUCAUUUGUUAGUAUUUUUCUUAUCGCAAACACCAGAUCCUAUUUGCGCUCUUUACCGUGAUAGAGCUAAGCCAAAAGCAUCAGAUUGCGCACAUUUAGAAACAUCUAAACUAGAAAACUAUCACGAGAUGACAACUCAAGUUUUGCAAGAACGCCUGGAAUGUAUCACUCGUACAUCGAUGAAGAGGCAAAAUACUGAUAAUCUUAUAAAAAUGGCAUUAAUAUUACUGCGAGCACGUGCGGGCAUACCGGUUGUGACGAGUUUGAUCGGUUAUUUGGCUGAGGUAGUGGGUGUCAAAUUCUGUAACCUCUCACUGCAUGCCGGUAUCGUUGAGAGCCAGAUUCUCAUGUUCAUGAGCGAAGGAAAUAAACUUGCUGGAAAAGGAGAAGUGUGGUUAUUCUUUGAUGAAAUCAACACUUGCAACCACAUUGGUCUUUUGGCGGAUCUCAUAGCUCACAGAACGUUGUUGGGAAAGCCAAUACAUUCAAACAUUCGUAAUGUUAAUGUAGCAGGGCUAGCGAAAAGACGAGUCUAUCAGGAGCAGAGUCAACUCGUUUAUCAAGUGCAUCCUCUUCCUGAUCAAAUUCUUGACUAUGUCAGGGACUUUGGCGUGCUCAAACCCGAAGAUGAACAGGUGUAUAUCAAAAUUAUGCUUGAGAGUCAAGUAAGUAAGGUUGACGUCAUAAGUGAUUUGCUGUUUGAGUCGCAAAUGUACAUACGUAAGAUCGAAGGGCCUCAAAGCGUAAGCUUGCGAGACGUUAGAAGAGCCAUCAAAUUGAUUAUGUGGUUCCAAAAGAGGCUUAAGUUGAUGGAGGAAAGAAAGAAGAGGAAAACCGAAUAUAACUAUGACUGGGGUUAUAACGUUAACAAUUAUCCUCCCAAAGACAAAUACUUUUUCGAGCGUUGCAUUGUUUUAUCAUUGGGACUCUGUUAUCAAGCUCGGCUUUACGAUCAGGGUGAAAGAGAAGAAUACCGUAAACAGAUGGCUCGUAUUUUCGAGAAGCACAAGGAUGGCAUGUCCACCGCCACUGCCCUUAAUGAAGCACUGUUGGAAAAUGUGCUUGUAAUGAUUGUUUGUAUUAUGACGAGAAUUCCAGUUUUUAUUAUUGGAGCACUUGGAAGCAAUAAGACUAAUCUUUGGGGAACUGAUUCUAACGAUGAGUAUUUUAGAAAACUACCACAGGAUCAUCUUCCUCUACAUCUGACGGUAUUCUCCAGAAAGAUACAGAAGUCCAAAUCCGAUACCUUUAAUUUACAGGCAGUAGUUCUUUUAGAUGAAGUUGGUCUAGCGGAAAGGAGUCCAUUUAAUCCCUUGAAGAUUUUACAUGCGCUACUUGAACCUAAUUAUCCUAAGGAUGGACCAGAAGUGUCGGUAAUCGGAAUAAGUAAUUGGAGAUUAGACAAUAGUAAAUCGAGUAGAGCAUUACUGGUUCGGAGACCUCAAUUGAGCAAAAGGGAUCUUGUGGAGACAGCUCUUUCUCUUUUGUUGAAGGGCGAACGCGAAUCAUCAAUUGAUAUGAGCAACCGCAAAAUAAAAAACCUUGCUGCAGCCUACACAGAUUACCAAAAAACCAGAAAUACCCCAACUUCCAUGGUAUAUAUGUGUCUUCGUGAUUAUUAUGCUUUAGUCAAAAGUUUGAACAGAGGGAAACUUACCAUGGAUUCAAUACAAUUGGGCCUCGCACGAAAUUUCGGGGGCACUGAUCAAAUGAAAGCAAUAUGCGAAGAUUACUUUGGAAACGUAUUGAAGGAAUCCGGUAGACUGUUCGAUUACAGCUAUGAUCCAAUACCAGUUGAAAAAUUAAUUAACGAGAAUCUUCACGAGAAAGAUGCCAGACAUUUAAUGAUAAUCGGAAAAAGUGAAUCAAUAGUUAACAUCCUUACUUAUCAUUUGAGGUCACUCGAUAUGGAUCCAAUGGUUCUUCGUGGAUCGCAAUUUCCGGACGAUGCAGAGGGUGACUAUUCUUACGGCGUAUUAAGUAGAGUUAUGAUGUGCGUUGAAGCAGGAAAACCGCUUAUCUUGACUGAUCUGGAUGUUAUAUAUGGUAGCUUGUAUGACUUGUGGAAUCAGAAUUACAUAACACAAGGUAGCAAAGACGAUCCCAAAUAUUAUACAAGAGUAGCUUUGGGAGCUUACGCCAAUCCAAUGUGUUAUGUGCAUCCGAAUUUCAGAUGCGUCCUUGUCUUUGAUAAAAAACUAGUAUAUGACGCAGACCCUCCGCUUUUGAACCGGUUUGAAAAGCAAAGAUUAACUAUUAAUGAUACACUCACGGAAGAGCAAUAUCGUUUAUACCUUCAACUUGAAACCUGGGUCAAGUCUAUAUCAACAAUAAUGGGGAUGGAAGGUAUAAAUACAGCCGGUGGAUUUACCGAAGCAGACCUAUUUAUCGGGUACGACAAGGAUGAAACACUACAGAGUCUUGUGAUUGACGAAUGCAAGAAAAGUUUGACGCGUGAUGAUGAGGAUAUUUUAUAG
Molecule: messenger RNA, 4242 nt
Organism: Paraglomus occultum
Lineage: Eukaryota; Fungi; Glomeromycota; Glomeromycetes; Paraglomerales; Paraglomeraceae
Source: the annotation of a GenBank genome assembly